Messenger RNA from Mytilus trossulus (common blue mussel), 1241 nucleotides. RefSeq names its product zinc finger protein ubi-d4 B-like. Gene Ontology annotation, cellular component: MLL3/4 complex. The record is from RefSeq and is a predicted model, not a curated record. Gene Ontology annotation, molecular function: transcription coactivator activity; histone H3K4 methyltransferase activity; histone binding. NCBI's taxonomy places the organism in Eukaryota, Metazoa, Mollusca, Bivalvia, Mytilida, Mytilidae. The transcript has 9 exons. Bases 65 to 1210 code for a protein of 381 amino acids. Gene Ontology annotation, biological process: positive regulation of transcription by RNA polymerase II.
AUUUAGACGUGUUUUGUUUUUUUGAAGGGAGAUAACCCUUUAACGCUCAAACAAAGAAGUGGACAUGGCGUCAGAUAUUUUAAUUAACCCUUCUGUGCUUAAAAAAUGCAUUGGUGGGAGUGAACAGACAUUCAUAGAAGCAAUUGAGAAUGCUGCCAAUGUUAAUACACGCCUGUGCAUAGAAAGGAAAAUGAGAUUGCCUUUUCUUGACUCCCAGACUGGUGUGGCGCAGAAUCAUACAGCUUUAUGGCAUCCAUAUAAAGAUAGACAACAAGGACAAUGUAAAGGCCAAUUAUACAGUUACCCUGUCAAGAGGUGGAAAAAGAAAAAACGAUUGGCUUUUAUGAAUGCAGAAUGCAAAAAGACAUCAGACAUCGAGACUGGAGAAGCUGUUUUAUUGACAGAUAUGCAUCAAAUAAGUACAGUAGAGAAUCCAGCUAUUCGAGUAGAAGAUGAGAAGAAUGAGUUGAGUAAAGAUGCAUGGUAUGAUGAAUAUGAUGAUAUAGAUGAACCACCAGACGCUGGCGAAAUGGUAGAUGACCAGUCAGAUAUUAGUGACUUUGAAGAAACAUAUAUUAAACGCCGCAAGAAAAAGGGACCUGGAAGAGGAAGAAAGAAGAAUAUUGAUAAAGAUAAAGACUUAAACCCAGAGGAAAGAGAAAAACCAUAUGCCUGUGAAGUGUGCAAUGCCAGGUAUAAGACAAGACCAGGAUUAUCAUAUCAUUACAACCAUUUCCAUAAUGGUAUCAUAGAUGAUCAAGAAUUAUCUCAGUCACCCAAGCCUCAGAGAUCAACUCGCAAUUCCAGUGGUCCAAAAAGUAAUAUGUCGAUAGAUGAUAAGAUAUCUGCAAAUAAUUAUUGUGAUUUUUGCUUGGGUGAUUCCACUGAAAAUAAGAAAACUGAGAUGCCAGAAGAUCUGGUUUCCUGUAGUGAUUGUGGACGUUCUGGACAUCCAACUUGUCUUCAAUUUACACAGAAUAUGAUUGUAUCAGUGAAGAAGUAUCCAUGGCAAUGCAUUGAAUGCAAGUCCUGUGGUCUAUGCGGAACAUCUGACAAUGAUGACCAGUUACUGUUUUGUGAUGAUUGUGAUCGUGGAUAUCACAUGUAUUGUUUAAAUCCACCUCUCACCACACCACCAGAAGGUAACUGGAGUUGUCAUUUGUGCAUUGAAGAAUUUCAUGGUGGAAAGAAGCCAGAGGGAAUGAACUAGUCAUCAAUUGUCUGAAGAUUCUAUGCUAUUA